AUGGCUCUCUGGAUCCUUUCAUUCUUUCAAGUUCUACCAACUUUUCUGGAGUUUUUGUUCGCUUUCGGCAAGCAGCUUCGUGCUGUGGAUUUCCAGUUCAGUGGGUUCAGAGAGGACAACAGGAUAGAAGCGAUUCUUAACAGAGGACCCCUGCCUGAAAUUGGGCGUUCUGGGCAGGAUUAUCAGAUCUGCUACAAUCUAAAGACCUUCGAGUACAAACCCGGCAUCGCCUGGCCAUGGUCAAGCCGGCAGACUGUUGUCUGGCACUCGUUCGACGUCCAGACUGGUCACGCAUCAUGGAUCACCAUCAAGGCGAAUGAUAUUAUCCGGGAUCGACUGAAAGAGGUGUCCAACAUGACUCUUGCGAAGGACAACGACCUCUACACAAGCGUUGCCAAGAUGUUUGUCAAUACGCUCGCAAGCCACACAGUGAUUCUAGAAUGGUCCGGAGAAGGCUGGAGGAGGUAUAUCAACUUCCUCGAGGAGCAGCUGCAGUCACUCAAGCGCCGUGCUAUUGUGGACAGAGUCACGCGUUAUGCCGCUCCUCCUCCUACUGCAAGGAGCCCUCCGUCUUCUGGCAUUCCGAUGGCUGAUCUACCCCCCAGCCGGACGUGGACAUUGCUGAGCCCUUCAACGCACACGAGUACAGCAAAUGCUCCACCACAACCGCAGCAGCCACUGCCAGCAGGAGUGGCAAUCAACAUCCCCGAAGAGCCUCGAGAGCCACCCAAUGCUCCCCCGGACUUCGACCCGAAACACCAAGGUGCUGCUGAUCUUGACAAUGAUCAGACGGUGUACAAGAUUGAGGAACUUCAGGAUGCGCAGGCGUUUGAGGAUAUGGUCAGCGAGACAUGCCUUGUCCUGAAGAGCAACUUUCCUGUCCUGGCACAGAUUGAAGCUUUCUUUCAAAGUCUGCCGAAAUCUGGUGAUCUGGACCCAAAUCUCAGAGACUGCAUGACUGCAAAUAUUCCUCGCUUCCUAAAGCGGAUUCAAGCCGUAAGGAGCGAUCUUCAGAUGCAUUUGGAUAGAAUCGAGACAAUAUCCAGAGCGAUCAGUGAGUGCAAAAGCCUUCUAUAUGGCAUAGUCGAGUACCAAAGCAUGCAGGCAAACAAGCUGUUUGCUUCGGAAGCCAGAUGUUCUGCGCAGCGCAUGGAGGAAAUGACCAAGGAAAUGAAGUCGCUGACUCUGAAAACGACUCUCGAGACCGUGAUGAUGAGGAUCAUCACGGUUGUCACCGUCUUCUUCUUACCUGCGACAUUUGUUUCGACUUUGAUGUCCACCGAUAUCGUCCAUUUCAACUCGUUCGAUUCCAACAUAAACUCCGGCAGCACUUCUCUGGGGGCGGUCAAACUCUUUCUCUGCCUGAGCUUUUCUCUCAUGGUGGCCACCUUCACUUUCGGAUUUGGCCUCUACUGGUGGGCUGUACGGUAUCAAGUGUAG
Messenger RNA from Capronia coronata CBS 617.96, 1440 nucleotides. RefSeq lists its product as uncharacterized. The record is from RefSeq and is a predicted model, not a curated record. Lineage: Eukaryota; Fungi; Ascomycota; Eurotiomycetes; Chaetothyriales; Herpotrichiellaceae. Bases 1 to 1440 code for a protein of 479 amino acids. The transcript has a single exon.